AUGCGCCACAUUGUUCUCCUGGGCAGCUCACAGACACAAGAGGGAUAUUUGUCUGGCUGGGUGUCACGCCUCAGCAACUGCUAUGUUCGUCGUGCAGAUGUUGUGAAUCGUGGGCUGAGUGGAUACAACUCACGAUGGAUACUGGACAUACUGGCAGACGAUACAAGGCGACAGCAUUUGCUGCCGUUACAAAUUGGCCGGCCGCUGUUUAUUACACUGAUGGUGGGGUCCAAUGACGCUGCAGAAACUGCUCAUAAUGUACCACUGCAGGAGUUUAAGGGGAAUCUGAGGAGGAUUAUCCACUUGGUGCGCGAACACGCAGCUCCUGUGGGUGGUAUUUUUCUUCUUACACCUCCACCCAUUGACGAGGAGGCGCGACUCAAGCGGAUACAAGGGUAUCGACCUGCGGCUACUGUAUCGGAUCGCAGCCUUGAAACUAUUCGACAAUACCGCAAUGCUGUAAUUCAAGUGGGGUCGGAGGAAGAGGCGACGUACGGGGAUGUCACUGUUGUUGAUUUGUUUCCGGUGUUUCUUGGCAAUUGUGCGGAUACAAUGCCGUACUCGAAGGGUCCGUGGUGUGACUACUUCUCCGAUGGCCUUCAUUUUAACGAGGCUGGUGGUAAACUGGUGUUUGAGGCACUGUGGGAUGCCAUCGGGAAGUCUCCGAAAGCCAAGGAUAUUCUGCCGGAUGGAAUGCCGUUUGUAGUGCCAUCGCAUGAAACCCUGUGGGUAAGGGAGUAG
Trypanosoma theileri is the source of this 741-nucleotide messenger RNA. Its product is annotated as putative esterase. Lineage: Eukaryota; Euglenozoa; Kinetoplastea; Trypanosomatida; Trypanosomatidae. The record is from RefSeq and is a predicted model, not a curated record. The coding region runs from base 1 to 741 and encodes 246 amino acids. The transcript has a single exon.